Molecule: messenger RNA, 828 nt
Organism: Dromaius novaehollandiae (emu)
Lineage: Eukaryota; Metazoa; Chordata; Aves; Casuariiformes; Dromaiidae
Gene: NME9
Product: NME/NM23 family member 9
Exons: 6
Coding region: 139-537 (132 amino acids)
Source: RefSeq, a predicted model, not a curated record
CCCUGCCGUUGCCAGGGCCGCGCUGGGGCUGCCGGCGCUGCGCAGGUCGGCCAGCAGUUGGAUUCGCGCAGGUGGAAGAGGGCCGCCGUGUUUUGCGCUCGGGGCCGCCGCUCGCAGGACCCUCGUUGCUGCAGAGGAAUGGCUGCAAAGCGAAAGGAGGUGGUGCUGCAGAUUAACAUCAAUAACCAGGAGCUUUGGGAAGAAAUGCUGUGUCUCAAAGGACUCAUUGUUGUUGAUGCAUUUCAAGCCUGGUGUGGUCCAUGCAAAACAGUAGUGGAUCUUUUCCGAAAAAUAAGGAAUGAAGUUGGCAGUGACUUCCUGCAUUUUGCAGUGGCUGAAGUUGAUUCCAUUGAUGCUCUGGAAGAAUACAGAGGAAAAUGCGAGCCUGUCUUUCUGUUUUACACAGGAGGAGAAUUAGUCACAGUUGUAAGAGGAGCAAAUGCACCGUUGCUGCAGAAAACCAUCCUGGAACGGCUGGCAGCGGAAAAGAAGCUUUUGGAACGUGGAGGAGAGCAGGCGGCGGCGGUCAGGCACUGAAUCCCUAAUUACCGUAGGGGCGCGUGCCAGAGGAAAGGUUCAGCUCCCAGUGCCAGCACUUCUCUACAGCGGGUUAAUUCCUUGCAAGAGUUCUGUCCUUCCUCCUGAGCGACUCUCAAGUCUGGUUAAUGCGUUAAUGCGCCACGUAAGCGUCCGCAGGGCCACAGAGCCUACCUAGAAAGGAGAGGGUGAUUGUGUUCCUCAAAACCUCUGUCCUCUUGGAGAGAGGAAGAGUAGCACAUCCUAUCCUGCUCUGCUGGAUGAAAGAUAAACUACUGUGCUUUCUCUUGA